Messenger RNA from Sturnus vulgaris (Common starling), 3342 nucleotides. The record is from RefSeq and is a predicted model, not a curated record. NCBI's taxonomy places the organism in Eukaryota, Metazoa, Chordata, Aves, Passeriformes, Sturnidae.
GCGCGGCCGCGGCCCGAAGAUGGCGGCGAAAACACAGGGCGGGAUCCGGCUGAGCGCGCUGUGCCCAAAAUUCUUGCACACCAACUCCACCAGUCACACCUGGCCCUUCAGUGCAAUUGCAGAACUCAUAGAUAAUGCCUACGAUCCAGAUGUGAGUGCCAAACAGAUCUGGAUCGACAAAACCGUCAUCAAUGACAACAUCUGCCUGACAUUCACAGAUAAUGGCAAUGGCAUGAACUCAGAGAAACUGCACAAAAUGCUCAGCUUUGGUUUCAGCGAGAAGUCGGUGAUGAACGGCCGCGUUCCCGUGGGGCUCUACGGGAACGGCUUCAAGUCGGGCUCCAUGCGCCUGGGCAAGGAUGCCAUCGUUUUCACCAAAAAUGGGGACACCAUGAGCGUGGGGCUGCUGUCCCAAACUUUCCUGGAGGUCACCAAAGCAGAGCAUGUCAUGGUUCCCAUCGUGACAUUCACCAACCAACGGCAGAUCAGUGAUCCAGCAGAAUCCAAGAACAGCCUCAAGGCCAUCCUGACACAUUCCUUGUUCUCUACUGAGGAGAAAUUACUGGCAGAGCUGGAUGCCAUCAUAGGAAAAAAAGGCACCAGGAUUAUAAUUUGGAAUCUCAGAAAAGAUAAAAACAACAAACCAGAAUUUGACUUUGACAAGGAUAAAUAUGACAUCAGAAUUCCAGAAGACUUGGAUGAAACAGGCAAAAGAGGCUACAAAAAGCAGGAGAGACUGGACCAGAUUGUUCCAGAAAGUGAUUACUCACUACGAGCUUACUGCAGUAUUUUGUACCUGAAGCCAACCAUGCAGAUCAUCCUGAGAGGACAGAAGGUGAAAACACAGCUGGUUUCCAAAAGCUUGGCCUUCAUCGAGAAGGAUAUUUACAGACCCAAAUUUCUCAGUGCCAAAACAGUCAGAAUUACUUUUGGAUUUAACUGCAGAAACAAAGAUCAUUAUGGAAUAAUGAUGUACCACAAAAACAGACUGAUCAAAGCCUAUGAAAGAGUUGGCUGUCAAUUAAAGGCAAACAACAUGGGCGUGGGUGUUGUUGGGAUUAUUGAAUGCAACUUCCUAAAACCAACUCACAACAAACAAGAUUUUGACUACACCAAUGAAUACAGACUCACAAUAGCAGCCCUGGGAGAAAAGCUCAACGAUUACUGGAACGAGAUGAAAACCAAGAAAAAUGAGGAAUAUCCCUUAGCUCUGCCUGUCGAGGAGAUCCAGAAACAGCCUGACCAGACGUGGGUGCAGUGUGACGCCUGCCUCAAGUGGCGGAAGCUCCCGGACGGAAUCGAGCAUUUACCAGAGAAGUGGUACUGCUCCCUCAACCCUGACCCCCAAUUCCGGAAUUGUAAUGUGCCAGAAGAACCAGAGGAUGACGAUUUAAUACAUCCCACGUACGAGAAAACCUACAAGAAAAAGGACAGAGAAAAACUGAAGAGGCGACUGGAGUACAGCCACCAGAUGAAUAAUGAAAUAUUUUUAAAAACAUCUGUUUCUUCAAGUAAAGACUUCAAAACAUUCUCACCUCCAAAUGCAAAGGAAGCUCUUCCAAGGUUACUUCUGCCAAAAUCAUCAGAUGCUUCUGGUAGAAGAUCUCUGCCUAUUUUAAUUAAAGUAUCUUCCCCUCAUGUGGAUGCUGAUAGCAGUCUCAAAAGGAGGACACAGAGCUGUGUGACACCUGUGGCCCUAAAGACACCUCGGCUCGGUGACAAAACAUUCAACAACCACGAGGAGGAUGAUGAUGAUGAAGAUGUCAUCAUUUUAGAGGAGAGCAGUACUCCAAAACCUUCAGCAGAUCCUGAUGUUCCUGUGGUAAAAAUGGAAUGUAUCAAUUUGGAUCAGGAGGAGAAGCAGGAGGAAAAGCAGAAGGAAAACAGUCCCGUGGGGGAACCUUGCAGUGCAAGCACUUCAGAGCCUAAAGGUGAACAGCUGAGCUCAGCAACACAGACAGAGCUCCCCAACCUGGUGGUGAAAAAAGAAGAGGUGGAAGACGUGCCAGUACAGAUUCCUGGGGAAGAGAUGGAAAAGGAACAGCACAACGUCAAUGGUGUUCCUGAGACAUCUGCAGAGGUGGAAAAUGAACUGAAAAAUCAGUUGCAAUCAUUGAAUGCAGAAAAAGAAAUGUACCAAAGCAAAUGUGAAGCGUUAACCAAACAAGUGGAAACACUGGAACAGCAGCUUUUGGAGUUGAAUAAUAAAUAUGUAAAAAAGGAAAUGUGCCACCAGGCAACGGAGACGGAUCCCUCCUUUGGAGAAGGAAACACUGAGGGGAGGAGCUUGGCAGAGGUGACAGCUCUCUAUGAGCAGGCCCUGGGGGAAAUAGCAACGCUCAAGGAGCAGUGCAGCACCCUGCAGAACCUAAAGACUGAGUGCAGCAAAUGUGCUGAUGGGGAGAGCAGGAGUGAGGUGGAUGAGAUUGCAGUGCAGCUGGAUGAUGUUUUCAGGCAGCUGGACAAGUGCACCAUUGAGAGAGACAGAUACAAAAGCGAGAUUGAAGUCCUAGAAAUGGAGAAGAAUCAAAUGGCCUGUCAGUGUGAGGAGCUCAAGGCAGAGCUGGCUCAGUUAAAAGCUUCAAUCCCACAGGCUGUAGCACAUGCAAAUGAUUCUACCACCAGUAAUGUAGAAGACUCUGUAAAUUUUUCUGAUGGAGAAAGCUCUGGUUUGUGUUUACUAAAAGAAUUAGCAAAUAAAUGCAGGACUUGGAAGUAACUUCCCCCCACAAGUUGAUGGAGAACUGGUCAUGGAGAUGAUAAAGGAUCUGAGAGUAGAAGGAAAUGGGCCACAGAAGGGAUGGCUCAUGGCAAAAGAAUUUGAUCAGGAAGAGGACACAGCAAGGACAUCCAGGAAAGAAACCAAAAAAAGGGAGGCACAGCCUUUUCCCUGGGCUACAACUCUUAUUUCCUAUUUUUUUUUAAGCCUUUGGACAAACUCCUCUUUCUUGCCUUCUCCUCUUUUUCUCUUCUUUUGUUCCCAUGGGUUGUGGUAAUUUGGGUUUCUCAAUAGAUAAAAAUACCAGGGCUUUGAGAAAUACAGGUGGUGUGGGGUAAAGGAUUAUACCAAUGCUUAUUCUGAAAUAUUUCUUACAGGAAUUCAGUUUAAUACUGGUUUAAAACUGAGGGAAUAUUCCCCUUCAAACUGAAAACUGAAGAGAAGCUUAGAAAAACUGGUAGAUUUAGAAAUAAUCUUGAUGCAGCUUUACCUGCAUCCAUUUUUUUUUGUUGUUUUUGUUGGUUUAUGGGAGUGAUGGAGCAUCUCCAGUGUGGAUUAUCAGUGCAGCUUUGUUAGGUGAGCUGUGAUCAGAUAAUUCCAUCUCCAUUUAAACCCGUGCUUUU